AUGAAUCACAGCAUGAAGCAGAAACAAGAAGUAAUCCAAGAGAAUAUAAACAGUAGUCCUAUUCCAAGAAGAAGUCUAAAGAUGAUUCAGCCUUUUAAGGCUGGAUCUCUAGUUGGAAGAGAAAAUGAGUUGGUUAAAGGCUUGUCCAAGUGGAAACAUUGGAAUGACCAGUUAAUAUCAAAGACUUCCAGCUCUGGAGUUGUUACUGACCCAGAACAUAGUGAAAAUAAAAAUCUUGGAGGAGUCACCCAAGAAGCAUCUGAUCUUAUGAUUACAGAAAAUCCAUCCUCUCAAUAUUGGAAAGAAGUGGCAGAAAAACAAGUGCUCUAUGAAGCACUUAAGGAAAAUGAGAAACUUCAUAAAGAAAUUGAACAAAAGGAUAAUGAAAUUGCCUGCCUGAAGAAGGAGAAUAAAGAAUUGGCAAAAGGAGCAGAACAUGUAUAG
Messenger RNA from Hippopotamus amphibius kiboko, 444 nucleotides. RefSeq names its product geminin-like. Gene Ontology annotation, cellular component: nucleus. The record is from RefSeq and is a predicted model, not a curated record. Gene Ontology annotation, biological process: negative regulation of cell cycle; negative regulation of DNA replication. The transcript has a single exon. The coding region runs from base 1 to 444 and encodes 147 amino acids. NCBI's taxonomy places the organism in Eukaryota, Metazoa, Chordata, Mammalia, Artiodactyla, Hippopotamidae.